AUGAUGUAUACAGUUGAAUGCCCUAUACAAACCAUUUUUAAAUUUUAUGACAGAAAAUUAUUGACAGACAAAUUUUUUAAUAGUUCAGCAACUUAUCGUUUAGAUAGUUCUGUUUUUAUGCCCUAUGACGCUUUAACAAGAAUUACUCCAUAUACUCCAAAAGAAUAUAUUUGGGAUCAGAAAGAGGUCAAUUUAUUUUAGAAUAGUAAUUCAGAGUGACCUCACUAUGAAUUGAUAAUUUUGAACUGAAAAAUCGUAUCCCUUAAUGAGGGUUAGGGUUGCUGCUCUCGAGCCGAGCCGAAUGUCGAGGCAUUUUUUCGGGCUUGUUUCUAUAGAAUCGGGCCGUACAAGUUUUUUUGGGCCAAAUAUCUGAGGUCCAACUG
Molecule: messenger RNA, 383 nt
Organism: Meloidogyne enterolobii
Lineage: Eukaryota; Metazoa; Nematoda; Chromadorea; Rhabditida; Meloidogynidae
Source: the annotation of a GenBank genome assembly